UAUCGAUUUAUUAUCGCAACUGUAUGGUUUUCGUUGGUUUUCCUGCAAUUUCACGGCAUUUUUGUAAAUUCCUUAAUAUGUCGAAGAGCGCACUGGUUAUUUUGGCUCCCGGGGCCGAGGAAAUGGAGUUCAUCAUAGCCGCCGAUGUUCUGAGACGUGCAGGGAUCAAGGUCACCGUGGCCGGAUUAAACGAUGCGGAGCCGGUAAAAUGCUCUCGGGAUGUUCAAAUCAUUCCCGAUACCUCGCUGGCCAAAGUGUCUGCGGAUAAAUUCGACGUGGUGAUUCUGCCUGGAGGAUUGGGUGGCUCCAAUGCCAUGGGCGAGUCCUCGGUGGUUGGGGAAAUCUUGAAGAGCCAGGAGUCCAGCGGAGGGCUCAUCGCCGCCAUUUGUGCCGCCCCCACCGUUUUGGCCAAACAUGGAAUCGCUUCCGGAAAGUCCCUCACUUCGUAUCCCUCGAUGAAACCGCAGCUGGUUGAUAAGUACAGCUACGUGGAUGACAAGAACGUUGUGAAAGAUGGAAAUCUCAUCACCAGUCGGGGUCCUGGAACCGCAUACGAGUUUGCUCUUAAAAUCGCCGAAGAGUUGGCUGGAAAAGAAAAAGUCCAGGAGGUUGCAAAGGGUCUGCUGGUAGCCUACAACUAAAUCACUAUGUCUAUUUCGCAAUCGGAGAUUCUCGGUUAAUAUUUAUUAAAGCCCUAUACCAUUGAUGUAAUCAAGAACUGAAUUAAAAUUUUGUUGAACAAAGGCAAUGCUAAUAAAUGCUAUUUAAAAUGGUAAA
Drosophila elegans is the source of this 777-nucleotide messenger RNA. RefSeq names its product protein dj-1beta (gene dj-1beta). Gene Ontology annotation, cellular component: cytosol; nucleus. NCBI's taxonomy places the organism in Eukaryota, Metazoa, Arthropoda, Insecta, Diptera, Drosophilidae. Gene Ontology annotation, biological process: protein deglycation, glyoxal removal; guanine deglycation, glyoxal removal. The transcript is spliced from 3 exons. Gene Ontology annotation, molecular function: protein deglycase activity. Bases 24 to 641 code for a protein of 205 amino acids. The record is from RefSeq and is a predicted model, not a curated record.